CGCGCCGGGCUGGACUGUGUCCCUGCCGUGUCCCUGCUGUGUCUGUGUCGUGUCCCUGCUGUGUCUGUGCCAUGUCUGUGCCGUGUGUGUCCCUGCCGUGCCUGUGAACAUCCGUGCUGUGUCCCUGCCGUGCCUGUGAACAUCCCUGCCGUGUCUGUGCUGUGUGUGUCCCUGCCGUGUCCCUGCCGUGUCCGUACACAGCCACACGCAGUGACACCCAUGUGGCCCAUGCUGCUGCUGCUGCUGCCAGUGGCCUUGGCCACGCUGGCCCUGGCCCGGGUCACCUACCGGCUGCUGGCCCCAUCUGGCAACCCCUUCGCAGGGCCACCCCUGGAGCCACCACGGCCACUGGUGACCGACCAGCGCGCCCGGGACAGGGUCCUGAAACAAGGGUUCAGUGCCCGGCGUGUGCCAGACCAGCUGGACGCUGUGGUCAUCGGCAGUGGCGUGGGGGGCCUGGCGGUGGCUGCCACCCUGGCCAAGGCGGGCAGGAGGGUGCUCGUGCUGGAGCAGCACGACCAGGCCGGGGGGUGCUGCCACACCUUCCAGCAGCAUGGCAUCGAGUUCGACGUGGGCAUCCACUACGUGGGGCAGCUGCACGAGGGGAGCCUCCUGCGGGUGGCCCUGGACCAGGUGACAGACGGGCAGCUCUGCUGGCACCGCCUGCCUGACCCCUACGACGAGGUGACCCUGGGGCCCCGACGCUACCUGCUGCGCUCGGGCAAGGUGGCCUUUGUCACCGCGCUGGAGGAGCAGUUCCCCGCUGACAAGGAGGCCAUCAGGGAGUUCAUGAGGCUCUCCAAGGUGGCCUCGCGGCACGCGGCGCUGCUGGCCCUGCUGAAGCUGUCCCCGCGCUGGCUCGUCACCGUCCUGCUCCGCUCGGGCCUCCUGCCCCGCCUGUCCCCCGUGUUCCGCAUGGCCACCACCAGCCAUAGCCAGGCCGCGGCCCGGCUCACCUCCAACCCCGACCUGCGCGCCCUCUUCGGCUACCUCUUCUACGGCACGGCCCCGAGGGACUCGAGCUUCCUGGUGAACGCGCUGAUGGUUCACCACUACCAGCGCGGGGCCUGGUACCCACGGGGGGGUGCCAGCGAGGUCGCCUUCCACGCCGUGCCCGUCAUCGAGCGAGCGGGGGGGGCCGUGCUCGUGCGCGCCCCCGUCACGCGCGUGCUCGUCAGCGCAGCCGGCACCGCCCUGGGGGUGGCGGUGCGGGCGGGGCCCGGCGAGGAGGAGCUGGAGAUCCGCGCCCCCCUGGUCAUCUCCGACGCGGGGAUCUUCAACACCUUCGGGAAGUUGCUGCCCCCCCAUGUCCGCAGCCACCCCGGUGUCCGCUCCCGCCUGGCCAUGGUGCGCCCGGGCAUGGGCUCCUUCCUGGUGUUCGUGGGGCUGCGGGGCAGCGCGGCCGAGCUGGGCCUGCCCCCCACCAACUUCUGGAUCUACCCCCACAACGACCUGGAUGCCAUGAUGACCCGGUACGCCGCCCUGAGCCGCGACGAAGUCCCCGAGAACUUGGCCAUGAUGUUCAUCACCUUCCCCGCCGCCAAGGACCCCACGUACGAGCAGCGGCACCCAGGCAGGUCCUGCAUGACCAUCCUGACCAUGGCACGCUACGAGUGGUUCGAGGAGUGGGCAGGGAGCCGCCCCCGCCACCGCGGCCCCGACUACCAGCGGUACAAGAUGGACAUCGCCCAGCGGCUGCUGGACAGGGCCCUGCUCCGCUUCCCGCACCUGCGCGACAAGGUGGAGUUCGUGGAGGCGGCGUCGCCGCUGAGCAACCAGCACUACCUGGGGGCGGCCAGGGGGGAGAUGUACGGCACCGAGCACGACCUGCGCCGCUUCAGCCCCGCCGCGGUGGCCGCCCUGAGACCCGACACGCCCGUGAGGAACCUCUACCUGACAGGUGAGGGGCUGUGUCCCCACGUCACGUCCUGCUGUCCCCGUGACCGGCUCCCCGCUCUGGAUGGUGUCCCCAGGGUGUCCCUGCGGUGGGUGGUGGCCACAUCCCCCAUGGUGGUGGCUCUGUCCCGCCCCGGGGGUGGCCGUGUGUCCCCCGGGGUGUCCCUGUCCCACGGUGGCUGUCCUCAGGGCAGGACGUGUUCUCCUGCGGGCUGGCGGGGGCCGUGCACGGGGGGCUGCUCUGCGCCUCGGCAGUCCUGGGCCGCCUGCUCUACCUGGACCUGCUGCUCCUCAAGAGGAAAAUCAAGCGGCGCCAGGGCCGGCACACGGCCUGAGGGGACAGCGGGGACACCUGUCCUCGGGGACACCUGUCCUGCAUAGCCCCGGGCUGGGAGCGGCUCCCAGCUCAAUAAACCCCGAUGUCCCAG
This is a messenger RNA of Serinus canaria (Common canary), 2324 nucleotides long. Its product is annotated as all-trans-retinol 13,14-reductase-like. Gene Ontology annotation, molecular function: oxidoreductase activity. Lineage: Eukaryota; Metazoa; Chordata; Aves; Passeriformes; Fringillidae. The transcript is spliced from 10 exons. The record is from RefSeq and is a predicted model, not a curated record. The coding region runs from base 220 to 2277 and encodes 685 amino acids.